CUACAUUGAAAUUGAAUCACAAGCACUAAAUGAAAUGGUUACCAACUCUGGGGGAGAUCCACCGGAGAAAAUAGAAAAAAUAGAAAAAUUGUUAAUGGUACUAAAACUCGUCAAAGAUUUUGUGCAAGGUGGGAAUCAAAGUUUGGAUAAAUCUUUAAGUGAAAGUCCUCUUGUUGAUAUUUCUGCGCGACAAGGAAUAAUUGAGACAAAUUACGAUAAUAAAGCUACACCCAACGAAUUCCUAUGUCCGAUAUCGCUUCAGUUGAUGCAGGAUCCUGUUAUUAUUGCAUCCGGGCAGACUUUUGAUCGAACCUCGAUUGAAACAUGGAUGCAUGCUGGGAAUGAAUUUUGUCCUACGACGAAGCAGAUCUUGACAAACCAAACUCUGAUACCCAACUUUGCAUUACGUAGCCUUAUAACCCAAUGGCGUGAGACAAAUGGGAUAAAAUCACGAAAUGGAGUGAUUCCUCCCAUUUCUCGCACUCCUAUGGACUAUGUUUUGCUAUACAAAUACAUCCAGCAGCUUAAAUCCAACGGUCUGCAUCAACAACGUACUGGUGCUGGUGAGAUUUCCCUUCUAUCAAGAAGAAAUUCUGAGAUCCGUGCAGCCAUUGCCGAGGCUGGUGCAAUCCCAUUACUCUUGGAACUUCUGGAGAAGAAAAUAAGGGAUCCACUCACGCAAGAAUACGCAUUGAUAGCUCUUCUUAACCUCUCCCUCUGUGAUGCAAACAAAAGGUGUAUAGUUUCUAAUGAGGGAAUCCCCAUUAUAAUUGAGGUCAUGAAGAGCGGUUCAGUCGAAAGUUGUGAACAUGGUGCAGCGAUCCUUUUCAGCCUUGCUGUGAACGAUGAUAGGAGGUUUCUUAUUGGUUCGUUGGGAGGAAUAAAACCUCUUGUAUGGCUGUUGGGUAAUGGGACUGAAAGGGGUCAAAAGGACGCCUCAAAUGCGCUGUAUAACUUGUUCUUGUAUAAGAGUAACAUAGCUAAGGCUUUGAGAGACGGCAUUGUUACGGAACUCAUGAUUCAUCUUAGAGAGCCACAAGGGCGUAUGAAGGAUGAAGCUCUCGUUCUUUUAGACAUGAUAAAGGGACACCAUGAUGCCGCAGAUGUUUUAGAUGCAGAAGACCCGGUUUAUGACCUGGUAAAUGUUGUAUGGACUGGAUCCCCCUUGAACCAAGAGAAUGCAGCAUCAGUUUUGCUGCAGGUUUGUUCUAAACAUCCAAAGCAUCUAGACGAUGCAAAAAAAUUUGGAGUAGAACGGUAUUUAGUGAAUCUGAAAGAUUAUGGUUCUGAUAGAGGGAAGAAAAAGGCGAGACAGUUGCUGGAGAUGAUAACCGCACACACCAAGCAAAGGAAGCGGGCGCGGACAGAAACAAAUGUUGGGUCCGGGUCCGGGUCUAGCCGGCCACAAAGAAUGCGCAAUAUGUGAAAAGUCAUUAUUAUCGUUUUUUAUUAUUAUAAUGAAACUCCUUUCUCCUUUUUUGGAUCUUUAUUCCUUUCUUUUUCUAGUUCCGUUUUGGGGUACGUUUUCCUUUCGAUUUAUAAUGAUUAGACCACCUAUCUAAUUUCCCUUGCAAAUGUUCUCAA
This is a messenger RNA of Lactuca virosa, 1584 nucleotides long. NCBI's taxonomy places the organism in Eukaryota, Viridiplantae, Streptophyta, Magnoliopsida, Asterales, Asteraceae. The record is from the annotation of a GenBank genome assembly.